Messenger RNA from Fusarium coffeatum, 927 nucleotides. RefSeq lists its product as uncharacterized. The transcript has a single exon. The record is from RefSeq and is a predicted model, not a curated record. Bases 1 to 927 code for a protein of 308 amino acids. Lineage: Eukaryota; Fungi; Ascomycota; Sordariomycetes; Hypocreales; Nectriaceae.
AUGUCUCGUGCACUUCUCAUCACUGGUGCCACCGGCAAGCAAGGGAGCGCCGUCAUCAACGCCCUUCUUGCCAAGGACACAUCCGACUUUGUUCUUCUCGCAGCCACUCGCAACAAGGAAUCACCCUCUGCAAAGAAACUCGCCGCCAAGUCUUCCAACAUCAAGCUCAUCGAAGGUGACCUCGACUCAAUCCCAGCUCUCUUCCAGGCCGCCAAGCAAGCUGCUGGAUCUGUGCCCAUUUGGGGUGUCUACUCUGUUCAACUCUCCAUGGGUAAGGGUGUCACUCUAGAAGGCGAGGUGCGACAAGGCAAGGGUCUUAUCGAAGAGUCCAUCAAGGCCGGCGUUAAGCAUUUUGUCUACUCCAGCUUUGAUCGCGGUGGUGACGAGAAGUCCUGGUCCGAUGCCACAGUCGUUCCUCAUUUCAAGACCAAGUUUGAGAUUGAGCAUCACCUGCGAGACUCCACCGCCAACGGCAAGAGUUCCAUGAACUGGACUAUCCUACGACCUACCGCCUUUAUGGAGAACCUCGAACCAAUCUUCGCAACCAAGAUCUUCCUUACCAUGAUCCGCGAUACUCUCAAAGACAAGCCUCUUCAGUGGGUCGCUACCGAAGACAUAGGCUUUUUCGCUGCCGAGGCCUUCACCAACCCCGAAGGUUGGAGCAAGAAGGCUAUCAGCAUUACUGGCGACGAGCUUACUUUUGCUCAGCUGAGUGAAGCUUUUGAACACGCCACAGGCGGUCCUGCCGGUACCACAUUCGGCAUCCUUGGAAAGGCCUUGAAGGUUGGCGUGAAGGAGCUUGGAAUCAUGGUCAACUGGUUCAGAGAUGAGGGCUAUGGAGCUGAUCUUGCCAAUGUGCGAAAGUUGAACCCUGGCACUAAGACUAUGGAGGAGUGGGUCAAGACAAGUGCUUUCAUGGCUCAUUAA